Molecule: messenger RNA, 11001 nt
Organism: Dicentrarchus labrax (European seabass)
Lineage: Eukaryota; Metazoa; Chordata; Actinopteri; Moronidae
Gene: adcy9a
Product: adenylate cyclase 9
Exons: 11
Coding region: 2284-6759 (1491 amino acids)
Biological process (GO): intracellular signal transduction; adenylate cyclase-activating G protein-coupled receptor signaling pathway; cyclic nucleotide biosynthetic process
Molecular function (GO): adenylate cyclase activity
Source: RefSeq, a predicted model, not a curated record
CUGGUCCCACCAACCCGCACCGCUACAACAGCUGGGGGAGGAUUUCCGACCCAGUCUCAGCGAAGAUGGUGGUAGUUACAGGAGUGGAGGUAUUACGUUCGCCCGGAUAAGACGGAAAACCAGCCGCAAGCUCCCGCUGCAGGUCUGUUUUUAUUCAGCCCCCAACUCCAGCAGAGAGCUAUGUGGGGGGGGAGAGAAAGGGAGGCAACCAGCGGCGGACGGAAGAGGACGCACCACAGCCAGAGCGCACAGUGUUGUGUUUGUUGGACACAUGCAUGCCAGCGAAAACUAGUGCUAUCCAGACCUAAGGAAUUGGUUGAGAUAAGGAGAUAGUGCUGUUUGUGGGGCGGUUUUUGAUUAAUCCCACCGAAGAGAUAUCCGAGGGCUUUUACUUUAUUGCUCUGGGGGGAUAUUCUGCUUCUUUGCUCAGGGGGGAAUGCGAGGGAAGGAAAUCCAGCCUCAGCUCCAAAUAACCAGAGACUCCUAACUGGGUCUCCUCUCCAAACGCAGGAAAUACGGCCUGGGAAAAAAAGUUUGGGAGCUUUUGGAAAACGAGAGGGGGCCUAUCGCUGACGUUUUGCACGCGUUUUACGACGUGAUUUUUUUUUUUUUUUUUAAAGUACUACGUUUUUUUGUUUUAAGCGCUCCUGUUAUUCCUCAGAAUAAGUUGAAGAAACACUUUCAAAUGUUACACGCUGUUGGUGUUGUUAUUGCAAGAGUUUUGAUCAUCACUAUUUAUAGACCAGCCUGUUCCGACCGAGGCUGUUCCUCAUAGCUGUAUAUUUUGCCAACUGCGCGCAACAAGUUGCAGACACUCCCAGCAGAGGCAAACCUACACUAAUUUGGGCCAGCGGAUGGUAUUUUCUGCGCUUCUCUUUUCGGAUUACGCGUCUUUGAACAGCGCAUACCCCUCCCCGACCCCCUCUUUGGAAGGCAGAGGGGGAAUAAACGGUGAAGAUCCGGAGACGGAGUUCAGGAAAGGACGGGGCUGGAUCCGUGGGAAUAGGCCUGCCUGUCAGGCCUCUUAUGAUCUGGAUCUUGGACUGGACAGGGCUCCAAAAUAACUCAGUUUGGAAUAUUUUAAAGGGUCUCCUAGAAUAAAGAUGGAAGGUGAAUGUAUGGGAAUAGAAAAUGCAAAUCCAUAGCACACUGAGCCAUGCAUGAGAGGGCAUGUAGUGGAAGAUAAAGCCGCCUUAAUUACAGAUCACCUACUUUUUUAAUUAACGGAAUGAACAGUUUGCAUUUUAAAUUGGAGUGGAUCUUUAUGUAAAACAUUUAAAGCACAUUAAGUAAAUUACGUUAUCUAAAAAGGGUCUUUUAAGUGAGGGCUGAUAAAUUAUUGCUUUUUUGAAUAUAUUUUUAAUAGGUUUGAUGCUUUAUAAUGACAGAAUUCAUGAUGUUCACACAUUUUUAUUUUUGCACUACCAGCUGUUCAUAGCGGCAAGAUUUGUUAGGUGUUUUUAAGAGGGGAAAGGAAGUGUAAAUGGGCCAUUUGUCGCGCAUGUUGUGGAGAUAAGAGGGACAGGGUAACUUUUGUGGCCACUUGCUGUGCACAACGCCAACUGUUGACAGCCUCUAUCUGUAUCUGCUCAUACAAUGAAGCUCUGGACCUGGACGCAGUUUUUCCACGCAAAUCACGUUAUUUCGGAAUAAAAAAAAUCUGGGCAUUUUUCCUGCCGCUAUCUGACUUUGUAAUGUCAGCAGUAUCGAAAUAUUGCGCAAAUCCAGUGGAGAUCAUUUCCAGCCAUGUAACGUCAGGACUGACUUGAUGAAGGCAUAAAAAAAAAAAAAAAACCCCGUUGCAUCACUAACCAGUCCUUUCCGAGAAGGAUGUUCAAUUCAGCAGGCAGAAAGAGUGAUGACAGUGUUUCUACCACAGCUGGAGAGAAAGCCGGGCUCAAACCCAGAGCCUCUUUGGAGAAGGAUACAUGUAAUGUGAGUACUGACGCAAACCCGGGGUCGGAUAAUGAACUGCUCAAGAAACUGGAACGGCGCGUCUUGUGUGAGUGAGUGUGCGGGCUGCUGUGUGCGUAGCAAAGACGUCUGUGCCGUGCUCACCAUUCAUGCAGUGUGAAUAUUCCAACAAACACCUUUGCUCUCUCUCUCUCCCUCUCUGUCUGUCUGCCUGCCACUCUCUCGCCGCCGCCUCCUCCCUUUCUCCGUGCCACAUGUGCACACACGGCGCCCACGUACCGCGUCUAAUUGCCUGAGCGCCAUCAAAAGAUAUAAUUAAUAUUUAACACCUCUUCUGCACCCCCUCGUUUCCUCGUCACACCAGUCAAUAUGGCCACUCUGCAACAUCACCGGCAGCUUCUCAUGCAUGGCACGGAAGUGAGCUGCGACUCCAGCGGGGAUGGCGCCGUGACCGUGCGGAUUACCAACAGCGCGCCACACGUGCAUCAACAUGAGCCACUGAGGGCUGCCAGCAGUGGAGCGGGAGGAGCUGGGGGCUAUGGGGCUGUGAGUAAAAUGAACCCUAACCUCCACAAAUACAGUAUCUCCUCCAGCUGCAGCUCAGCAGACUCCAGACCAGCUGCGGCCACCACUUCCAGGGUGCUAAGGAAGGCGCCACCACUGUUUGAACGCUCUGCUGCCCAGUGCUGGGACCCCAAGUUUGACUCCCCCAUCCUGGAGGAGGCGUGCCAAGAGAGGUGCUUUCCUCAGACACAGCGCCGCUUCCGUUAUGUUCUCUUCUACCUGGCAGUGGCAGCUGUACUCUGGGGGGUGUACUUUGGGGUCAAUAGUGACCGCUGCAACACCAUGACCUUCCUAGCCCCCACAGCCUGCUUUUUAGUGCUCCUAGUGCUACUCUUUUUGUUCACCCUAACCCAGCCCUACACAUGGCUGUACAACCAAACCUCUUUGCUGCUGAUCGCGGUCACCUUCGCCAUCACCUUAGCCCCACAGAUACAGACUGCCGGCUACACUGAGUUCAAAUCGGAUGGUGGUGGGAAUGCCUCAUAUCACUCACCAGACAAAGUAGCACCACCUCCAACCCCUUGCAUCUCCCCUGUGGGCACCUUUUCCCUGUGCAUGGAGGUUCUGUUGUUAUUAUACAGUGUCCUCCAUGUCCGUCUGUAUGCCUCAGUGUUGCUGGGGCUCCUGUAUUCUAUAUUGUUUGAGGCAUUAGAAUGGCUACCAUUGCUUCAAAGGAGUUAUGACACUACUGAAUGGGGGACAGGAUUAGUGGGUUCAGGUUCUAACUGGGAAGGAGAUACCCUCCGCUGGCUGGGCCCUGCUAAAGCUCUGCUCCAUUUGUGUGCCCACGUCAUUGGCAUUCACUUGUUCAUCAUGUCAGAGGUGCGUUCCCGCAGCACCUUCCUCAAAGUGGGACAGGCGAUCAUGCAUGGCAAAGACUUAGAGGUGGAGAAGGCCUUGAAGGAGCGUAUGAUCCACUCAGUCAUGCCGCGGCGAGUUGCAGAUGAACUGAUGAAGCAAGGUGAUGAUGAGGGCGGUGGUGAGAACUCUGGUAAGCGUUAUUCCUCUGGUGCCUGCUCUGCCUCAGCUGUCUCAGUGGGUGGUGUAGGAAGCGGUGGAGCUUCACAAGCCACAAGUGCCACAAACCCCAAGAAUCACCCCCACAACAAUCACAAACGCAAGAAAACCUCCAUCCCCCGUGGACAGAUCAUUUUCCGGCCUUUCAAUAUGAAACGCAUGGAGCCCGUCAGCAUCCUCUUUGCGGACAUAGUGGGUUUCACUAAAAUGUCUGCCAAUAAAUCAGCACCAGCCUUGGUGGGCCUUCUCAAUGAUCUGUUUGGACGUUUCGACAGGCUCUGUGAACUAACCUGUUGUGAGAAGAUCAGCACUCUGGGAGAUUGCUACUACUGUGUAGCUGGCUGCCCUGAACCUAGACCAGACCAUGCCUAUUGCUGUGUGGAGAUGGGCUUGGGCAUGAUCCAGGCCAUUGAGCAGUUCUGUCAGGAGACAUGUGAGACCGUCAGCAUGCGUGUUGGUGUCCAUACAGGCACCGUCCUGUGUGGGAUCCUGGGAAUGAAGCGCUUCAAGUUUGAUGUAUGGUCAAAUGAUGUGAAUCUGGCAAACCUAAUGGAGCAGCUGGGUGUGGCGGGCAAGGUCCACCUGUCAGAAGCUACUGCCCGUUUCCUGGAUGACCAUUACCAGAGGGAGGAUGGGCGGGUGGCAGAGAGAGCCGGGCAGAGUGUGGUGGAGAAACUGAAGGGACUGAAAACCUACCUGAUCUCAGGAAGGAAGGUGGAGCAUGAUGUGCAGUGUAGCUGUUCUCAGGUGGGACUGUCAGACGGAGAUUUUGUCAGAGUCAACCUAUCCUCCUGCCCUCAGCCCCGCACACCGGACCUCAUCCCCGGGGGAGCGCAGGCUGCUGAGCCCCUGCUUCCCCACCAGCCACCAGACAGGAUCGGGCCUCCCUAUGUGUCCCGUAGUGUGGUCUUGUCUUCGGGGGCCGAGCAGAGUGAUGAUGUGGCUGUGCUGAACGGCUGCCAGGAGGAGCAAAAGACCAGCAGCGCCAAGUUUAUCCCAGGUCACAGCCCCAGGGCAGCCAAUGGUCUCCUGAGUCCCCCGCUAGAGGACCCAGUGCGAGCCAGCCAGAGCUCCCUGUGCGACAUGCUCCAGGAGAAAGAAAAGAAGACUAGCACUAGCACAGGCACUGGCACCAGUCUAGGCAUGGCUGGCACAGGGGCAGCAGGCCCGGGAAUGGACCACUCUGCCCUGAUCCAACUGCGUGCCAAGAACUUCAGAGAAAAGAGUGAUGGCCAUUUUGUGGAUGUUAUCAGGGAGGACAGUCUGAUGAAGGACUACUUUUUCAAGCCACCCAUCAACAAGAUCAGCCUCAAUUUCCUAGAGAGACCUCUGGAAAAGGCCUACCGCAGCAGCUACAAGGAGGAGGUGAAGAACCAGGUUCAGGUGCAGACAUUUGCGAGCUCCACCUUCAGCUCCUUCCUGGAUGUUCUCCUCAGCUGUUUUGUCUUCCUAGCCCUGACACUGGCCUGCUUCCUUCCACCUCUGGUGAGCCCGGCUACCGUGGGCCCUCCAGCUCCCGCUGCUCUGGCUGUGGCUCCCCUGGCCGGUCUGCUGGAGCUGGCCUCCCUGGUGCUGUCCAUACGUAUGGCCUUCUAUCUGGAAGAGGUGAUGAACUGUACUCGCUCCCUGCUCCUGGUGGUCUCUGGAUGGGUCCCCCGUCACAUGAUUGGGGCUGUGUUAGUCUCCCUCCCCGCCAUCUCUGUCUUGUCCCACCUCACUUGCAGUGUCCACUUGCCCCUGCAGGUGACCAUGUUCUUGUGCUGUGCCACCAUCCUGGCCAUCAUCCAGUAUUGUAACUUCUGUCAGCUAAGUUUUUGGAUGCGCUCAGUCCUGGCCACUGCUACAGGGGUCGCCUUGCUGCUGUUGCUGUACAGCCCCUUUCACAGGUACAGCUCCAGUAAUAACAGCUUGCCAGUUCAUGGACUGAACAUCUCCACAUCCAAUGAUGAUAGUGCAGCAUUAGUAACUCCUGACCCUACCCAGCGACCUCUUGACCUUCUGGUCCCAGAGGCUGUCCUGGCCUUCUUCUUGCUUCUUCUCCUGGUCUGGUUCCUCAACCGUGAGUUUGAGGUCAGCUACCGUCUCCAUUACCAUGGCAAUGAAGAGGCUGACAAACACCGCUCAAAGAUCCAGAUGAUGCGAGACCAGGCUGAGUGGUUACUUGGCAACAUCAUCCCUAUCCACGUCGCUGACCAGCUCAAGGUGACCCAGAGCUACUCCAAGAACCAUGACAGUGUGGGUGUGAUCUUCGCCAGUAUCGUAAACUUCAGCGAGUUUUAUGAAGAGAGCUACGAGGGUGGAAAAGAGUGCUACCGUGUCCUCAAUGAGCUCAUUGGAGACUUUGACGAGCUCCUUCGCAAACCCGAAUUCAAAAGCGUGGAAAAAAUCAAGACAAUCGGUGCCACAUACAUGGCAGCGUCGGGACUGAAUGUCCGGCAGCUGGCUGAGAAUGAUGAGGACUCUCCGCACGCUCACCUGAGGGCACUUUUCAACUUUGCCCUGGAGAUGAUGGGCGUCCUGGACGACUUCAACAAGAACAUGCUGGGUUUUGGUUUCAAGCUCCGUAUUGGAUUUAACCACGGGCCGCUGACGGCGGGCGUGAUCGGCACCACUAAGCUGCUCUAUGACAUCUGGGGAGACACGGUCAAUAUUGCCAGCCGCAUGGACUCCACCGGCGUGGAGUGUCGGGUGCAGGUGAGCGAGGAGAGCCACGCUGUGCUCAGUGCCAUGGGCUUAGAGUUUGACUAUAGAGGCACAGUGAAUGUUAAGGGCAAAGGUCAAAUGAGGACCUUUUUGUACCCCAAAAGUGGGGAAAGUAUAUGUCAGGAUCGAACGGAGCAGGGCGCCAGCGUUGGACCAUCGUCCAUGGCAUCAACAGCCAAUAAGACUGUUGCCCAAGCAGCAGCUAUUCCUCCCUCUUUUUCCUCCUGUCCCAGUCCUCUUCCUUCCUCCUCCUCUCUUUCCUCACUCCCUCCUCAACCACAAAGCGCUGUAAAGCCCUCAAGAGCAGGGCCUGAGACUGUCCAAGCUAAGUCCACAGAGGUGAGGGAGGAAGGAUAUAGGGACGCUCCACACCUCCCCGGGCAGCCCCCUGCCACAGCUCUACACCUCCCUCCCCACUCUGAACUAGGUCCAGAGCCUAGUGUUGCACAGGUGCCCUCCCAGGUGCAGCCUGCUCCUCUCGCACUUCAAGAAGAAGGGGAUGAAGAAGAGGAGGCCAACGAGCUAACAAAACUCAACGAGGAGUUUUAUGCUCGUCUCUGAUCCCUUGUCUCCUCUUCCUCUGUCUUCCGUCCCCCUGCUGCCCCCAGCAUCUGCUUCUCCAGGACUGACUGCAGGCAUGGGCAGGAUGUCCCUUCCUUUAGGCAUGGGCCAAGAGUCUUCGGCACGGAUGAAGACGAGGGAGUUUAUCUGUCCAACACAAACAGUGGCUACAGUGGCUAUAAAAAUGGCUAUUAGCGUCUUUCAUGGGGAUGUUGCCUUGAGUGCUGGGGUGGGUUAGACCUGUGUUGAGCACAGCAGUGUAUAGGGGAGGAAGCUGAAAGGGGUUCAGAGGGAAGGAAGUGUUGUUGGUGUUGUUCAUGGUGUUUUUUCUUAUUCGUUUUUGUUAUUAAGUGCCUUCAGGACUAGAACAGUGAACGAACAAACAUAAAUACUGAACAAAGUUUCAACAAUCUUAGACUACGGAACAUGCUGUGGUUUCUUAUGCCAUGCUUUUAUUUUCAAUGCAAGUAUUUCUUUAAACAAAUCAUUAUUGUUGUGCCAUAUCAUUUUUUUUAACUUGAUCAAAGUCUUGACCUUACUUAAAGGAAAAUAAUUUUAGAUUCUAUAUAAGUGCCAGUGCAGCAUGAUGGGCUGAGCAGGGAACUAUGGGAAGAAUGAGGGAAUCACAUGAAGCAGUGUUAAUUUAUGUAUUCUGCUUUGAUAUAAGGGCUUAAUACAGUAUUCAUUUGUGCUAGAGUCUCGGUAAAAGGGGACAUGCUAUGAAGCAGGCUGCAUAGAUUUUAGUUUGUGUAGCAGCUAAAUGCACAUUUUAAGCACAGGUCUUGCACAGUGUUUUCUCGACCACUUGUAUUUGGUAGUUAUUACAUUGAAAUAGCUUUUAAGAAAGUUUAAACAGAGCUCUUGUCUAUCACAACAAGUACAAUCAAAAGCACAAAAUCAAAUAAGAUAAGGGAAUAUAGAUUUGGAAGAAAGGGUGUUUUUAAAAAGUGAGAUCAUCACAAAAACAGGAAGGCACUUUAAAAUAUACUUAAGUGAUACUCCACACAAGAUGUGUCUUCUGAGUAUGAAACAUUCCCUGUAGACCUGAAAGAUGGGUGUAAAAAAGGUUGUAGUUUAAUCCUAAAUGGAGCACAGUGAGAAGGUGAGAUCAGAUUGAAGUGAUGUUGGAUUCCACAGAAAGUUCUCAAACCAAUCCUGCAGCAUAUUCCGCUGAUCUGCCGUCCCUCUGCAUGCUCAGUGGGUUCCAGUUUUAUAUCCACCAAAGUAUGGCUGAAUGCUCUUAUUCAGUGUUCUUUCACGACCCGGUCUGCUUUUUCAUUGGCCAGAAUCUCUCCAUUGGAGCUCACCCAUUGGCUAGACUGAAACCGACUGUGCAAACUACAAACUUGUUACACCUUCAUAUAUUCAACAUUUUUGUUGUUAACAAAUCCCGUGAAAAGACCGAAACCAACCGUUGUUUUCGCCUUUUUUCAAUUAUAGCCUGCCGUAGAGUAAUGACAGGAAACGGAGGGAAGAGGUUGGGAAUGACACGCAACAAAGGUCCCAAGCUAAAAAUGAAACGGGGGACGUUGUAGUUCAUGGUUGCACUUUAACCUCUAGGCCAGCACUGCAGUACACAGACAAUACUUGUUAGUAAGAUUAAUUGAUAGUUGGUUUCGGUAUUUUCAUCAGAUUUGUUACCAAUCAGAAAAAUACACCAAAUGAACCCUUUUAAAACUUACAGCGGGGUGCGAGUUUGAUAUUUUGAGUGGAGUAUCGCUUGAAGUGGGACUGUGAGGGACAAUCACUGUGUAGUUCUUGAUAGAUGAUAGGGUGGUCCACAUUGCUGUUGGUGAAAGUGUCAGAGCACAGAUCAAGUAAAGUUUCUACAGUACUGUGUGUAAAACCUCAGACUCAAGUUUUGUGACGUUCCAUUCGUUGCCUUCAUUACCAGAAGAGAAAAACAAACAUUGGUCAGUCCAUCAGUAUAUAUUUAUUCAGUAGUUAAGUAUUGUCUGCCUUUAGCUGUGUGAUUUGCUGUUGAAGGGGUGGGACUUUUAACUUUAUCCUGUCACAGCCUUUAUACGGAGAGGGCCCUCUACUGUAUCAAUAUACUUAAAUUGUGCCACUUUAAUUGAGUGAACUCUAGGUGCAGUGCAACCUAAACUAGCUGAUUGUUUUGUGGUGCCUAAAAGUAUGACUGUAUUUUUUGAGUAUUUUGGUUUUCAGAAAGUUUUUUUUUUUUUAAUCAAUGCUGUUUUCAUAAUGAGGAUAGAUUAUGAUUGUAUGUUUGAAGAAAAUAUGCUUGUUGUGCAGGUUUUGCUGCAAUUGUUUUUGACAAAUUCCAUCCAUUUUUAUGGUUUUUUUUUGCUCUUUUCCAGUUCUUUCAUUCUGUCAUUGACCGGUCACUUGGGAUAGUGUGGUGGUGUUCCCAUCGAAUAGCUGGCACCUCUGUAGUUCUCUUUGCUCUUAACUCACUUCAUGCUUGGUCUUCACUCCUGAAAGCACUUGUUUCCCCCUUGUACUUUGUGUGUGUGUGUAUGUGUGUGAGAAAGAUAUUUUACUUUUUACUCCGACUCAGUAACACGGAAAAGAUCACUGUAAUAUGAUGCGAAAGGAGAUCAGUCAACUACAUGGCCACUGUUUAACUGUUAUUUUGCUGUUGCUGCCAUAUCUGUGUUACACAAACAAAGCUAAAUUGUUGUUUAAAAAAAUAGAAGACCUUGAAAUUUGAAACCUGUAUAAUGAUCCACAGCCACAUCUUUUAGUGACAGGUCAACAUUUAGGCUAAAGAAUCUUGCCAUGAGAAGUUAUGGCCACACACACAGAUACAGAGUUGACAUGUAAAAGGAGGAACCAUUUCUAUCCGGGGCAUAAAAAGCCAUUGUGCACUCCCAACAUACACAACCAGUGCCUUUUGAAUUAGGAAUAUGUUUAAUCAGCGUGUGUGAGCUAUGAUUAUUUGCAUCAAAUAAUCCUGAUUAGUAGCAUAAGUACCUUGAAUAUCCAAAGAAGCUUCUCCAGAAGCCGUCAGUCUAGAUUGAGACGCAAAAAUGGCUGCAUGAGAUCUGCUUUGUUGACUGAAAUCUUUUUCAGAGGCACAUCUCUUCUCAACACGCUGAAGUUUGCCAAACCUAAUAAACCAUACCAUGGCAAGUUAUGAAAACAGAUGAGAACAUCGGGUAUGACAUUUUUGAAAGAAAGUUCUUGUUUUUUUCCCCCACAUCUUUCCACAUUACCCUUCUGCCUCACGUUGUUAGAUAAUCCUCGGUGAUCUUAAGGUCAUGUUGCUGUAGGCCCCAACAUGCACAAGAGUGACAGACACAAGCCAUAGCAGAUUUCCAGGUCGGGGACUCCACAGGUUGAUGGGCACACCACCUCUCCAGUAGCACACAUCUGUACACACGUAUAAAUAAAAUAUUAAAGUGAACACUGCUGGCUCUGUUAUCUGUGAUACAGUAGGGGGAGAAGAGUGUGUGAUGUUGUUUGCAUGGAAACUAAUGAGCAAAUUUUCCUCUUUGCUAGACACACUACAUGAUUGAUUCGGCACCAUGCUAUCAUCCUUUUAUUUCAUUUCAAUAUCAUUAUUUCUACAAUUAUGUUGAACAUUAAGCAUGUGUUGACAACACGCAGGAUUCUUCAAAUCACUUUUAUUUUUUAUUUUUUAUCAUUUAAGCUUACUUGGACUUUGUCCUUCUCUGACAGUGUUUUGAUGGAUGAUGUGUGUAUGACGACAUUUAUUUUUGUUUUGGCCCUAGAAGUCUGGCGCUCCAGUUAAACAAUGCAAUCAAGAAAACAGCCAAGUGCAUUGAGGAGAAGUUUUUAGACAUUCAGUCAUCUCUUUUUGUGGAAGAAGUUUGAUUCUGCUUUGUGACAGAACCAUAAGGGAGAGGUAUAAAGGCACAGAGUUUUAUUAGGACUUGUUAAAAUCAUCACAGCAAAAUAGCAUUGCCUAAUCACUCAUUUAAAUGGUGACAGCACUACAUCUUUUCAUUAUAAAUUGUCUAGUAAAUUCAACCCAUAUGUGUUUUUUAUUACACUGGGACAAAAAAUUAGACAGAGUUGUUUGAUUUAAAAUCUUUGUGUAUUUGUUUUGUUCCUGAAUGAGAUGUAUUAUGUAUGUUUUGUGCACAUUACCCAUGUAUCAUUUAUCAACACAUGAUCGUAAUCUGUACACAUUUGCACAAAGCACUCAGUGUUUGUACAUAUGCAGUUAUUUUAUGUCACAUAUGAUUUUUUUUAUACAUGUGCAUGUGUCAGAUUUUGCCAGAAAACAAUGAAACAUUGACGCGUAUUAUCAAA